GCAAAGGUGAACAUAAUUCAAACAGCCCGAGUUCUAGAUACGUUCAUUUACACUUGAGCACACUGGAAGUUCGACGUCAAAAAAUGGGGGUAUCUUUCUGCAUCAGCGUUCUUAUUGUAUUCAUUUGGAGCAAUGUUCCCAUCAGGCCCGUGCAGUGUCAAAGCUCUUCUGGAAUUCUUAAUGAAUCGAAGUUAACUGGUCAGAUUGUGGUGGGGCACUGUUUGAGGAGAUGUGGCCUAGGCUUUCAACCAUUUAAAGCAAAAAUAUCCCGAGAAAAGUUGUCACUGGAUCAUUUAUGUUACACCAAGUGCAUUGGAAAAGAAGGGAAACAUCACUCUUCAGUGAAUGAGCGGAACCGCCUGGUUAAUCUACGAAACACGCCCCCCUUUGAAAGAGUCAAACGAGAUGCCCUUACCAGCGCAAAAAACCAGACAUCCUUUAACACAUCAGCAGUUGUCCCAAACAGCGAAAAAAUCAAACCCACAUCUUUCAAGGGAUUGGGACCUGAUUACCUCUCUACCAUAUCCAGUUCAGAUACCCUUCUACUUGCUAUUCGCUUGCAAAGUGCCAACACCGUGCCGUGCGUUUAUGGGUGGCGAUAAUGAAGGUGUUCCCAACAUGGCAGCUGCCAUAUACUCAACAUGUGCAUCUGUUCUUUCAGUCUUUUUGCUCUUGUCCUCGUCGGCCGUUAACUUCAUCGCUUGAAAUGGAAUUUGAGUACGACGCCUUUCUUAUAUACAGCUCAGAAGCCUCAGUGUGGCAGGGUGG
Molecule: messenger RNA, 768 nt
Organism: Stylophora pistillata
Lineage: Eukaryota; Metazoa; Cnidaria; Anthozoa; Scleractinia; Pocilloporidae
Source: RefSeq, a predicted model, not a curated record